UGCGAGUCUAGAAAUGUGAAAUAUAACCGGCCCAAAAACAUAGAUAAUCGUAGUCCCGAACGCCAGGGUUUUUCCAGUUCAUCAACAUAGUCCUUGCAGGCGUAAAGAUGAACUAAGAGGUUUCAACUCCGGCGUGGAAGAGUAGCUGGAAGCAGGAGUUUUCACUGCGUUCACUUGAAGCUUAGGCAAAAUCAUGGCUGAAGAGGAAGUCCAGAAUGACAUAAAGGAGGAAUCGAAGGAUGAAAUUGCGGAUAUUGCUUCAUUUGACCCUACAAAAAAGAAAAAGAAGAAAAAGGUUGUCAUCCAAGAUCCUGCAGAUGAAUCCGUUGAUAGCUUAGCUGAAAAAACUGAAAGUUUGUCAGUUUCAGAAGUUGGUGAGACCUCGUUUUCUGGAAAGAAGAAGAAGAAGAAAUCUGUACACACUGAUCUUUUGAAUGAUGAGACAGAUAAUGCAGUGGAUGAAAUAGAUGAUCACUUUGGGGACGAUGAGGAAGCUGAAGAAAUUGUUCUCCACCGCUAUCCAUGGGAAGGAAGUGACAGGGAUUAUGAAUAUGAGGAGCUUUUAGGUCGAGUGUUCAAUAUACUUCGUGAAAAUAAUCCUGAGCUUGCUGGGGACAGGCGUAGAACAGUAAUGAGGCCUCCCCAAGUCCUUCGUGAAGGCACAAAGAAGACCGUCUUUGUUAAUUUCAUGGAUCUUUGCAAAACGAUGCAUCGGCAGCCAGAGCAUGUCAUGACUUUCUUGUUGGCUGAAAUGGGGACUAGUGGAUCGCUUGAUGGGCAGCAACGAUUGGUCAUCAAGGGAAGAUUUGCUCCAAAGAAUUUUGAAGGGAUCCUACGUCGAUACGUUAAUGAAUAUGUUAUUUGCAAUGGCUGCAAAAGUCCAGACACCAUUCUGUCAAAGGAGAACCGGCUUUUCUUCCUUAGAUGUGAAAAGUGUGGUUCUGGAAGAUCAGUUGCACAGAUCAAAGCUGGUUUUGUUGCACGUGUUGGACGUCGGAAAGCUGGAGCAUAAGCUGAUCUUAUAUUGUGUUCCUGGAAUAUAUAUAUAUAUAUAUUUCUAAUAUUUCUGAAAGCCUGAAGUAUGCUUAAUCCUACCCGUAGUCCGACUCAUCUUGAAUUGUUUGUGGAAUUUUGGAUACAUUUGCUUAUAAAACUCAUUCACUUAAUGUGCGUUUGUUUUGGUAUUUUGUAGACUUCGAUUUUUGCCCUUAACAAAACUCAUGUGUGCCUGAUCUCUGUAUGGUUAUAUCUUAUUUCAGAUCAAUUAAAGAUUUAGUACACUCAUUUAGUUGAAUGAAAAUGGCAC
This is a messenger RNA of Cuscuta europaea, 1306 nucleotides long. Lineage: Eukaryota; Viridiplantae; Streptophyta; Magnoliopsida; Solanales; Convolvulaceae. The record is from the annotation of a GenBank genome assembly.